CAUUUGAAAGGAUAGAAGGAAGCAGAGACGACUGUCGGACCAUUUCAUUCAGAGAACCUACACCAAAUAUCUUCUGGAUCCCAUCUGCAGCCUGUGAUGACAUCAUCAGUGACUGGUGGCUGUCCAUUGGCUCUUGUCAUUCUGCUUCUCGUGUCCAUGGAUCCUACAGCCACUGAGGUGGUGAGAUCAGUCAGAAACUGUGCUCAAUUCUUCCUGGAAGGAACCCCACCAGAAAUACCAGGAGUGUUGAAAGGGGGGGAUAUUGUGAUCAAGGAACGCUACGAGACCAUUUGCCAGGAAUAUGAAAGUACCAUGAGGUUCAUGACGCUCUAUGACACAUUGGAGAAAAUCCCAGUGUUUUCUGCAUAUAUAUACACAGGACACAUAAAAGGGAGAGCCAGUACCAAUUGGAAGACUGAGCCAGAGCUCGAAGACAAACAACAGGCAACAAGGGACUGGCCUAAGGGUAGUUCACAUGAUAAGGGCCAUUUGUAUCCAUGUUUUCAUGCAAACAGCAAAGAUGAUCAGAAAUCCACAUUCAAGCUGACCAAUUGUGUUCCACAAGUUAAAUCAUUCAAUAGGGGAAGAUGGUGCAAAAUGGAGAAAUAUGUCAAAGGUUUGAUGGAUGGAUACUGUUCAAACCAAAACAAUAAGCUUGAGGCAUUUGUUUUGACUGGAGCAGUUCCCAGUGAUACAUAUAUGGGGUCCGGCCAGCGAAAAGUGGCGUCAGUGGUUCGCAAGCGCACACUGGGGUGCCAAUGA
This is a messenger RNA of Gadus chalcogrammus (walleye pollock), 762 nucleotides long. RefSeq names its product endonuclease domain-containing 1 protein-like. The coding region runs from base 97 to 762 and encodes 221 amino acids. The record is from RefSeq and is a predicted model, not a curated record. Gene Ontology annotation, molecular function: metal ion binding; hydrolase activity; nucleic acid binding. The transcript is spliced from 4 exons. Lineage: Eukaryota; Metazoa; Chordata; Actinopteri; Gadiformes; Gadidae.